Talaromyces atroroseus is the source of this 597-nucleotide messenger RNA. RefSeq lists its product as hypothetical. The coding region runs from base 1 to 597 and encodes 198 amino acids. Lineage: Eukaryota; Fungi; Ascomycota; Eurotiomycetes; Eurotiales; Trichocomaceae. The transcript is spliced from 2 exons. Gene Ontology annotation, cellular component: mitochondrion; mitochondrial intermembrane space. The record is from RefSeq and is a predicted model, not a curated record.
AUGUCGAAAUCAUCCUCAGUCAACUCACCGUCGUUGACUCCGCAGUUUUGCUUCAACGAACGAGUCUUGCGAGAUUUCCUCCGCUUGUCCCGAUCGACCAUCGAUGAUUCAAUUACCCAAAAUAUGAAUGCCUUGUUAACGCCUGCUCGAGUCGGGUUUAAUCCAUCAUCCACCGGCGUUCGACAGUUUGAUGCAUUAAACAAAAGCAGACUCCCUGUCGAGGCGUGUGACUCUUUCAAACAGAAUGUAUUAUUUCCUUCGUGGCAAAGCAGAUCCGAUGUGCUCAAUUAUUGUGCCAUGGUGGCAACGAGCCCCGAUCCCGAGGACCCUGAUCUGGUCUCACGCCAAGUAGAGACUGCGAAAGAGCAAGAAUGUGUCGUUAAUGAGCGCUUAGAUCCGUAUUCAAGUCGAUAUUUCCCCCGGGAAGCCCGCACAGAAUCACUUGCCAACCUCGUCCGAAAUGAACGAAGCGUGGAGCAAAUCAUUCGGUCACGGAGUUGGGGCAUCGUCGGUGAAAGAUGCAAUACUAACGGCUCGUGGGAGGAUGCGUUCAAUUAUUGGAUUGAGCGUCGAAGUCCAUCUUCCGGUGAAAAAUGA